GAUACCGGUAUCCUUAUCUGUAAAUGCCCAUGCAAUAAUGUCGGAGGAAUACGUCUUAGAGUGGGUUAUAUACAGUGUAUUGUAUGUUUUCUUGAUUGUUUUAUUUUACAUAAACAUUUAUUUCAUUCUUGCAUUUUUGAUCGUGUAUGUAAUACUUCGGUUUGCGCAGUCUAGAUGCAAGAAACUACUUCCGGUGAAAAGUAAAGCUGUUCUCGUCACUGGUUGCGACAGAGGUUUUGGACAUCACUUUGCUCGAUACUUGGAUGACGUGGGAUUUGUUGUCUAUGCAGGAGUUCUCAACAAAGAUGGGCCAGGUGCAAAGAAGCUGAAGUCCAAAAGUUCCAAGAGACUUCAUGUUCUCCAACUGGACGUGACCAGCGAUAAAGACAUCAAGAAUGUCAUCGAGUAUGUCAAUUCAAACACCAAAAGUAAAGGUUUAUGGGGUGUUAUCAACAACGCUGCCGUGAACGUGCUUGGUGAUGUAGAAACCGUACUAAUGGAGCAGUACGAGCGUUGCUUGUCCAUCAACUUGUAUGGAAUGAUACGUGUCACUCAAAACGUGCUCCCGCUGAUACGACAGUCUCGAGGAAGAAUUGUGAAUAUAUCUAGUGUCAUGGGUAGAUAUUCGUUUCCCGGAGAUAGUCCAUACCACAUCUCCAAGCAUGGAGUGGAGACCAUGACGGACAGCCUGAGAUUGGAAAUGCGUGCCCUUGGUGUUGGCGUCAGCAUCGUGGAACCAGGAAAAUACGACGCUGCUACAACAUGCAGCAACCCAGAAAUUGUGAAAAUCCGCCGUGAUGAGGUUGACGUGCAGUGGGAGAAGGCGUCAGAGGAAGUGAGGAGUUUCUAUGGGAAAGCUUACUUCUACAGAUUUUUCAAGGGGGACAACAGAAAGAACUCGGCGGAUUCUCCUGAUAAGGUUAUAGACGCUGUAGUGGAUGCUCUGCUCAAUGAAACUCCAAAGGCGAGGUACAUGGUCCCCGGGAGCACCAGACUCUUAGAUAUAUACACGGAAUUUGCUAGAUUUAACGGAUUUCUUCCCGAAAUCAUUAGUGAUGUCAUCUUCACCUGGUUCACGGGAUCUCACAGACCGCUGAAGAUCAAAUAGUGCUGUAGCUAGACUACGGGGAUCUCACAGACCGCUGAAGAUUAAAUAGUGCUGUAGCUAGACUAUGAACUCUUUUGGAUGGGUUUAUUUUUUGCUACAUUGUGCGUUUAUGUUUUAUGUAUCUAUAAUUCAUAUAGUUUUAAUACACUUUAAAUUGAAAUAAAACAUUCCUUUAAAAUAA
Molecule: messenger RNA, 1289 nt
Organism: Ostrea edulis (European flat oyster)
Lineage: Eukaryota; Metazoa; Mollusca; Bivalvia; Ostreida; Ostreidae
Product: D-beta-hydroxybutyrate dehydrogenase, mitochondrial-like
Exons: 6
Coding region: 38-1108 (356 amino acids)
Source: RefSeq, a predicted model, not a curated record